UCAGUAAAUGUGUGUUUAUGGCAUUGCGUUAAGUCUUAUUUUUUUCACAAAAAAUCAUGUACAAAAGUAAAUAUAAUUUUACGUGGAAAAUCGAAAAUUUUUCUUUUCGCCCGCAUGACAUGGAAAUAUCGUGUCCCCCCUUUGAUAUUAAAAAUUUUAAAGCACUUACAGGAUUUUUAUAUCUUUUCCCAAGAGGAGAGAGUGAAGAAUGUUCUGAAUUUAUUUCAUGCAAUUUAAAUUUGAUUGCAGAUGACCCCAUUGAUUCUAUUCAAUGUGAAAUUGAAGCAAUUGGAGCCAGUGGAAAGAUAUUGAAAAGUUAUAAGUGGGAUACAUAUGCAAACCAAACCAUUAAAACGGAGUUAAAUGUUCCUAAUUUCUUGUCUAUCAAAGAUUAUGUCAGAGAUGCAGAAGAAUCUGCAGAAGAUACUCUUACAAUUUGUUGCAAAUUUCAUGACGACAUUUCUACUGAGAUUGUGACUGAGGAAGAUUUCUGGUGCUUGAAGAUUGGUGUCUAUCGGAAUACUUUUAAAAUGGAUAUACCUAGAGAGGAAACAACGAAACAUUUAUUAACUUUAGGAGCGAAUAAUAAUUUCGAAAUUUCCAUCACCGAAACAAACAGUAACUUUAAAGUUACAUUUACAAGGGUGGUUCCAGAAACCGAUUAUGAUGAACCAUGCAUUGUGGACUGUACUUUGACCCUGAUUAAUGAAUACCAUUCAAAAAUAUUAUCUGCGAGAGAAAAGCAUCAUUUUUCUUCAGAAAAUUGCUCAAAUUGGGAAUUUCCCUCAGAAUACCUUUCUGAACUAUGGAAGAGCAAUCUAAAUUCUUUGGAUGAUGAUAUGUAUAUUUAUUUUGAGUUUUCCGCUUCGAAUGGAGAAUAUUUACAAAUUAGCAUGCCUAAAUAUAAAUCAUCAUCUAUUCCCAACAAAUCAUCCUCCACAACAAGUGCUAAUCCUUCAUUGCAGGAAGACCUUCGAAAUCUAUUCCAUAACAAACAUCUCAGUGAUGUGAAAUUGCGAGUGGAUGGCGAAACUCUUGAGACACAUAAAAAUAUUCUAGUGGCUCGAUCCCCGGUGUUUGCUGCUAUGUUUGACCACCAAGACAUGGAAGAAACUCGCAGUGGCAUUGUGGACAUCGUUGAUAUUGAUGCCGACAUUAUGAAAACAUUUUUGGAAUUCUUAUACACCGAUAGAGUAGAUCAAAUAGAUUAUGAAAUCUCUAUAAAACUUCUGAUGGCUGCAGAAAAAUACCAAGUAUUGUCAUUGAAAGAGAAAUGUGCGAUGUUUUUGAAAAAUGAAAUGUCAGAGGAAAAUGUAUGUGAAAUAUUGUCUCUGGCUGAUGCAGUUAGUCAUGAAUUUUUAAAAUCAGCUUCCAUUGAAUAUAUAAUAGUGAAAUCAGCAACAAUUUUAUCUUCUCCCCAAUGGAUACCGUGGAUGAAAAACAAUAUGGAAUCUGCGACUGCAAUUUUUGCAAAAUUAACGCUAAGCCAAUCUUCAGCAAAAAACUGAGCAACUAGUAUUAGUUAAAUUUUGAACUCUGUUUUAUGGAUACCUUAAUUACUUUAGAUGUUAUUCAAAGGAACCUUGAAGCUGUGGCACGAUGUUCAUGGAAAGUGUGAAAUAAUGAAACUCACAUAACAGUCUAGCAACUUGGACCGAUGCUUCCAGAAACUACUAAAAUCCUGUAAAACUGUUGUUCUGUGCAGUUUCAAAACAAUAAAGCCAAGCAGAAAAGAACAUUUACGUAGAAUGACGAAUUCAAUAUACACUCAAAAACAUAUUUCAACCUAAGUCGCUUAAGAACAUGAAGAAAUUUAGAAAGUGAAAUAUUUGAUGAAAAGCAAAUGAAUAAAAUGAAAAUUUCAAGAA
Messenger RNA from Parasteatoda tepidariorum (common house spider), 1868 nucleotides. RefSeq lists its product as uncharacterized. The record is from RefSeq and is a predicted model, not a curated record. Gene Ontology annotation, molecular function: protein binding. Lineage: Eukaryota; Metazoa; Arthropoda; Arachnida; Araneae; Theridiidae.